Phytophthora sojae is the source of this 513-nucleotide messenger RNA. RefSeq lists its product as hypothetical. The coding region runs from base 1 to 513 and encodes 170 amino acids. The transcript has a single exon. Lineage: Eukaryota; Oomycota; Peronosporomycetes; Peronosporales; Peronosporaceae. The record is from RefSeq and is a predicted model, not a curated record.
AUGACGAGAGGGCAUGUGAAGCUGCUGGGCAACCCUCUCUUCGUGAACGUUGGCAAGAUUAUUCAUUCGUUUCCGCUUCUGAAAUGCUUGGAAAUUAUCGCCGGGAAUAUCAUCCACAAGUGCACCAAGAUAUUUUCGCGAAGCACCGGACUACCUUGCGUGCAUCGACUCAAACAACUUGACCACGAUCAAAAGGCCUUGCUCCCUUCUGACUUUCACCACAUUAAUCGAUUUCUCGUACCCCCACCCCCGCUUGCCGUGGUGUUUGAACCAGAUAUUAAAACACGGCGUGCAGUCGGUAAGGAGCAACGUGCGUCUCGUAAGAAAGGCGCAGGUAAGUUCGGCACAGGAAGAGAGCUGUCUGUGUUAGAGCGGAACAUUGCAACCACUGCUAAAGUUCCCAUACUAUCGAAGAACAUGGUCAUCCCGGCAACAUCAGAAGCGACCCUGCGGCACCAUCGCACCGACGGUGUGGACAACAGCAACACAGAGGUUAGCAACUGGGGCUUCUAA